Messenger RNA from Zea mays, 711 nucleotides. RefSeq names its product ATFP4. Gene Ontology annotation, molecular function: metal ion binding. The record is from RefSeq and is marked validated. The coding region runs from base 113 to 565 and encodes 150 amino acids. The transcript has 3 exons. NCBI's taxonomy places the organism in Eukaryota, Viridiplantae, Streptophyta, Magnoliopsida, Poales, Poaceae.
GUGCAAGCGAGGCUUAAUUGGUAGUAGGCUGCUCUUGUUGCGCCGGCAGCGGCAGGCGGCAGCGCAAAACAUUAAACCAUCAUUUGCGGCGGCGGCUGCUGCCGGCGACGCGAUGUCCAAGCAAAAGUCCGUGAUCAGGCUGGGCGUACCGAACGACAAGAACCGGUCUAAGGCCAUGCAGAUGGCAUCCAAGUUCGUGGGAGUGAACUCGGUGGGGAUCGCCGGCGACGCCAAGGACCGGCUGGAGGUGGUGGGGGAGAGCGUCGACAUCACCUGCAUGAUCAACCUGCUGCGCAAGAAGGUCUGCCGCGCCGACAUCGUCGUGGUGGAGGAGGUCAAGGACAAGAAGAAGGAGGAGGAGGAGAAGAAGAAGAAGGAGGAGGAAGAGAAAAAGAAGAAGGCGGAGGAGGAAGCCAAGAAGAAGAAGGAGGAGGAAGAGCUCAAGAAGAAGCUCUGUCCGUACCUGUACCCGCCGCCGCCGUGCUCCGGUGCCUGUUGCCGCGGGCCGUCGCCGCCGAUGUUUCUGUGCGAGCCGGAACAGCCAGCGGGAUGCCACAUCAUGUGACGAUGAAGUGAAGCUCCGUGAAUAAUCGUCCCGUCCGAACUUGUGCACAUGCGUGGUUGUGGUUUUGCUUUGGCAUCUGAAUUACAAUCCUAAGUGAUCAUGGAAUUUAGAUCACUACUUAUAUAUAAAGUAUUGUUUUGUGAGUU